UCACAGCUACCAGGAAGCGAUGUGUAAACAGGACGAAAUGACUUUACGCUACUUUGUAGUAACUUCGGCCACAUUAUUGACACUUUGAUAUAAUCUAUAUCUUUAUAAUGGAGCCUCGAGACUCGUGUAGCUGCUUCACGUGACCAUGUGUUGAAGUGAAGGACAACUUUCAGACAGACACCAGCAUGAUCAAACACACGCUCCAUGCCUGCAGACGUGCCCUCUCUCCCGGGCUGCGCUGCUUCUCUCAGACUUCCGGCGGCGAAAUAAUUGAGGAUUUAUUUGAGCGGACAGGCUCUGCACAUCUCACGAAGCAGGCGUCUCUCUACGUGCACUGGCCCUACUGUCUCAGACGGUGCUCCUACUGCAACUUUAACAAGUAUAUACCCAGAGAGGACAAUGACCACAUGAUGACUGAGUGCCUUCAGAGGGAGACUGAAACACUGCUGCAGCUCAGUCAGGUGUCCUGCAUUACCUCAGUGUUUUUUGGUGGUGGGACUCCAAGCCUGGCUCCACCCUCAACCAUUGCUGCAGUCCUUGAAACUGUUUCCAGGCGGGCGCAUCUCUUGGAUAAAGCUGAGGUCACGCUCGAGGUCAACCCUACUCCUGUAGGAAAGUCAAAGUUAGAGGACUAUUGGCAUGCAGGGGUAAACCGAUUCUCCAUCGGCGUCCAGUCUUUGCAGGAUGAGGAUUUGAAAGUUUUGGGAAGAGACCACAGCUCCCAUCAGGCUUUGCAAACUGUAGAAGAGGCCAGGAGGCUGUGCCCCGGGAGAGUGUCGGUGGAUGUCAUGUUCGGGCGACCCAACCAGAGCGUUAAAUCCUGGGAGAAUGAGCUGUGCGAGCUGUUGAGAGUGUCCGAUGACCACGUGUCUCUGUACCAGCUGACCUUGGAGCGAGGCACCCAGCUGUUUAAACAGGUGCAAGCAGGAAAGGUGACAAUGCCCGCUGAAGAGGUGACAGCAGACAUGUAUCAGUGCGCCAGGAGGAUUCUCCACCAGCAUGGCUUCCUGCAGUAUGAGGUGUCUAACUUUGCAAGAAAUAACGCAGUGAGUCAUCACAAUACAAGUUACUGGAAGGGAAGACAGUACAUCGGCGUCGGCCCAGGAGCACACGGACGGUUUGUUCCUGUGGGGGAGGGAGGUGUCAUCCGGGAGGCGCGGACCCAGACUCUGGAGCCUGACGUCUGGAUUCAUGAAGUCCAGCAGAGGGGACAUGGGACACGGAGGCGGAUUCGCCUCAGCUAUCUUGAACUAUUGGAGGAGGUGUUGGUGAUGGGAAUGAGAAUGACCCAGGGCAUUCAUCACAAGCACUGGGAGUUGUUUAGCCCUCAGCUGGCCCUCCAUGAUGUCUUUGGAACAUCCAUCGAUGUCCAAGAGUUGCUACAGAGAGGACAACUCAUUCUUGAUGACAGAGGCCUGCGAUGCUCCUGGGAUGGACUGGCCUUACUGGACAGCAUCCUGCCAGCUCUGCUGGUGGAGCUGGAAAGACAAAUCAGUCAGAGGCUACACAGGGACCACCACUGUGCUGAUGGACAAACAAAGAGGACUUGCAACCCACGAUGACAGUAAUGUUGAUAGAGCGGAUAACUUCAGCAAAAGUUUGUGGGUUACACUGACAGGACUUGUGAAAAAUCCUUAAAACAGGCAGAUUCAUAGGUCAAGUCUGACCUAUUUAUUAUUUAUGUUUAAUAUUGAGAUAGCUUGGAUCUUUUGAAGUGUGGUUGUACGAGGUACUUGGCCAUAGUCAGUGUAUUAUAUAAAGAAAAUGUUGCUCAGCCCCCAGUUUAGAGAAGCAAGUACAAGUACCAACAGAGAAGCUAAAUAAUUUACUGUUGUGGAUGGGGGCAGCAGCAAAACAUAUUUAAGCCACAUAAAUAAGGCUCACCUACUGUGAUGAGCACAUAGAUGGGCAACUGAAGCCAUUAACAGCUUUCUUGUCAAGACCUGUCUGAUUCGGAUAAUGCAGUGAAAAUAUUCUGAAUAUAGCAUACGCAUAAAUUUUAUUGAUUCUUUGAGGUGGGCCUUUUUAGCGGCUAAAAUAAGUCUUGUUGCCAACCCUGUCCACAGCAGUGCAUUGCCUAGCUUCUGUGUUGGUACACCUGCCUGCUUCUCCAAAUCGGGGAUAUGCCAACCGCCAUCUACUGCAUAUAUAAUACACUGACUAUGAAUAAGUACCUCAUAAAACCCCACAUUUAAAGACUGGAACUAUACAUUAAAGCUCUCUUAAGGCUCUGGAGCUGCAUGUGGCUCUUUAGCCCCUCUCCAAUGGCUCCCUGUGGCUUUGACAAAAAAAAAAAUAUAUGGAAAUGAAUAACAGUUAUUUAUUUAACAUUUUAAUUUGUGUGUGUCAGUGCUUCAAGCCUACAAAAAUUCUUAUAUUCCUCAACUGUAAAAAUGUGAAGCCUCUAUACCAAAUAAAAUUGUUUUAACAUUUCAGCAGCUAAAAUGUGCGUACACAUUUUCCUUGAAAUUUUGCUGAACCUCAAUAGCAGUGGCUAGCCUUGAGUCUCUCAAAUCCAAAACAGUAAAAGUCUCUGAAUACAAUAGAGAAUUUAGUAGUGCCUGGAAAGAUUUGUUUGCUUUCACUGCCAGCUCUGCAGACUUAAAGUACCAAACAAUCAUAAAUAGUGCCCUGCAGAGUGGCCACCUUAUGGUAAACAUGAAUGAAUGCUCAUUUAGACUAUAAGUUUAGGCUAAUUUAUACUUGAUAGGCUGUUCUGCCUUCAUUAAAAGCCUUUAAUAUGUUUUGCGGCUCCACACAGAUUUUUUUAAAUGAUUAUUUUUGGUCAAAAAUAGCUCUUUUGAUAGUAAAGGUUGCUGACCUCUGUCUUAAAGGCUUUGCCAUUUUUCACAUUGUAUUGAGUUUUUCCUCCUCUGUGUUACGCUGCUGUAUAGAUGACAUGUACAGAGAAA
Molecule: messenger RNA, 2912 nt
Organism: Epinephelus lanceolatus (giant grouper)
Lineage: Eukaryota; Metazoa; Chordata; Actinopteri; Perciformes; Serranidae
Gene: rsad1
Product: radical S-adenosyl methionine domain containing 1
Biological process (GO): porphyrin-containing compound biosynthetic process
Cellular component (GO): cytoplasm; mitochondrion
Molecular function (GO): 4 iron, 4 sulfur cluster binding; coproporphyrinogen oxidase activity
Source: RefSeq, a predicted model, not a curated record